AACGACUAGAAUGUACUAGAAACAUCUAGAAUGUACAAUUUUAUAUAAAGGUGUCAGCAGUUGACUCUAGUUCGACAUUUUGAAACGCAAAUUCAUAAGAGAAACACAGAUAAUAAAAAAACACGUAAACACAGUGAAAAUUUGUGAAGAAAAUCUGCAUUUGGAUUCGAAUUUAUUUUGCUAGAUAGAUUUUUGAUAAACCAUUGCAAUUGAGAAAGUGAAUAGUACCAAGCGAAACAGAUAAGAAACGUGAAAGAUUUGUGAUUAUUCUUUGGAAGUACUUUUUCGGAUAUAACCAAAACUCGCUAAGAAAUGGGAAAAGAUUACUACAAAAUCUUGGGCAUUGCCAGAAAUGCCACCGAUGACGAGAUCAAAAAGGCAUACAGAAAACUGGCAUUGAAAUACCAUCCCGACAAAAACAAGGCAGCAUCAGCCGAGGAACGAUUCAAAGAAAUUGCCGAAGCGUACGAGGUACUUUCAGACAAGAAGAAACGCGACAUCUUCGACAAAUAUGGUGAAGAAGGUUUAAAUGGUGGCAUUCCUGGUGGCGGUGGCAAUGCGGACGGCGGCCAAAAUUUCACAUAUCAAUUCCACGGCGAUCCACGAGCCACAUUUGCUCAAUUCUUCGGCUCGAGCGAUCCGUUCGGUGCGUUCUUUAGCGAUGAUCCGAAUCGGUUAUUCGGUGGUGGAAUGUUCGGUGGACCCGGCAUGGACGAUGAAAACGAUGUAUUUUCACACAUUAACAUGGGUCAGCGACAGGGAAUGGGUGGCGGUGCAUUCCGAUCCCAAUCGUUCAAUGUGCAUCAACCGCAGAAUCGAAAAGGACGACAACAGGAUCCGCCAAUCGAACACGACCUGUACGUAACGCUGGAGGAUAUCGAGAAGGGAUGCGUGAAAAAAAUGAAAAUCUCCAGAAACAUUAUGACACCGGACGGCAGUCAACGAAAAGAGGAGAAAGUACUAAACAUAACCGUCAAACCGGGCUGGAAGGCCGGCACAAAAAUCACAUUCCAACGCGAAGGUGAUCAAGUUCCCGGUAAAAUACCCGCCGACAUCAUAUUCAUUAUUCGUGACAAACCGCACGUUACAUUCAAACGCGAGGGCAGCGACAUUCGUUAUUCCGCCAAAAUUACGCUGAAACAAGCACUUUGUGGUGCGACGAUAAGAGUACCGACAUUAUCCAGCGAAACGAUUGCACUAAAUACGGCGGGUGAAGUGAUCAAACCGAAUACAGUGAAGCGGAUACAAGGCAAAGGUCUUCCAUUCCCGAAGGAACCGUCAAGGAAGGGUGAUCUGUUGAUUGCAUUUGACAUCAAAUUUCCGGAUAAUCUCACCGAAUCGGCGAAACAGAUUUUAGUUGAUCUAUUGCCCAAUUGAACGCAAUAUUUUGAUUUAUUCGUCGAUUUAUUAAGGAAAUUUAAAUUUCGUGGUUGCCUGGACACCUGACUGGCUGGUGUAGCAAAAUAAUGUUUAAUUUCAGUGACAACAAAUUCGGUAAAAAAUUGAUUUUUGUCCGGGAAUUUUUGUCCAAAUAUGGGGAAAUUGACUAACAAUUUCGAUAAAUUUUCAAGUGAAAAAUUUAACAUUUUUUUGACUUGUAAAUACUACGCAUUAAUCUAUCUAUAAAGGAAAUCAAGAACCUGUUACUGCAAUUCAUUUUGAUUAAAUUUUAUUGAAAUAUUUAUUUAAAUGAGAAAAAACUGGAAAGAAAACAUGGAUCAGCGGCGCGUGAGCAUUAAUGAACUUUGAUACAAAUAGAGAAAACUCAAUUUUUGCUCUACAAUUUUAAGUUAAAAUUGAAAAAUUUAAUUUUGUUUUGUACAAUUUGUGCUGUGAUAAAUGAUCGUGUGUGCGAAUGUAUGUUGAAGAAAUAGUUUUAUUAUUAAGAAAAGAAACAGAAAA
Bradysia coprophila is the source of this 1902-nucleotide messenger RNA. RefSeq names its product dnaJ protein homolog 1-like. Gene Ontology annotation, molecular function: protein-folding chaperone binding. The record is from RefSeq and is a predicted model, not a curated record. Gene Ontology annotation, cellular component: cytosol. Lineage: Eukaryota; Metazoa; Arthropoda; Insecta; Diptera; Sciaridae.